AAAAUUAAUUGUUCUUGUUAAGUCUAGUAAUUCUUUAUGAAUUUCCUGGAGUGGGAUUCUAAGUUUUAUCAUUUUAAUGUUGAUAUUCUUCUUUAAAUUCUCGAAAUUAGAAUUUAUUUUCCUUUGUGCAUUGUUGUUAUAAAUUAUAUCAUUCAAUGUGUCCUUUAUUUCAAUCAAAUCGUCGUGGUCUUUAACUCCUGUUAUACAUUUUAAUGCGGUCUCUAAAAUAUCUAUGGAUUUACGUUUACUAUUUGUUAGUAGUUGGUUCUUCAAAAUCGCUAUCCUAUUUAUUAGCGUUUCGCCUGUGACAACUAAUAUCCCUUGCACUUGCAGCAUUUCCUGUAUUUGAUGAUACGGGGCGAGGAUACCGGUCAGAUUUUUCAUGUGGAAAAAGUACUUUUCCUUCUCGUAUACGUGUGAUGGUCUGAUUCGGUUAAUACGAAUUUCUUGUCCUGUAGACUUGUUAUUUUCUGUGCCGUUGUGCUGGACAUCAGGAUUGUUAUUAGGAGGAACUCGAUGUGAUUCAUCUUUAGUUUUGUUCGUGCGAAGGUUGUCUUUAUGUAUAAUCCUCCCUUUGGUAGAGUCGUGUUCUCAUGGUUUUCCUUCACUGUUUGCUUGAUAUAUAGGCGUGUAAACUUCUCACGGCGAUUCUGUUUUUCUUACACUUCUUCUGGUAAAUACGCUUUAUUUUUUCUUCCUUUGUUAUAGUAAUUGAGCGUGAUGUUUUUCAAUGAGGUUUUUUACUUCACUUGUUUUACUCCUUUCAAAAAAUAUAUCGACUGGUCUGUGAUUUGUCAUUGAAUGUAUCAUGCGAUUGUAUUCUUUCACUGCUGUGAGUUCGAGGUAUGACAAUUAAGUAAUGAGACUGAUUCCAUAAAAACCGUAUGUUUGAAAAUUAUUCUACAACUCUGCCAUCCCCUUCAAAAUAGUCCCCCUGGGCAGCUAUACAGCGAUUCCAGCGUGUUUUCCAUGCUUCGUAACAUUUCUGGAACGCUUCGACUGGGAUGUCCGCGAAUACCCUCGUCACGGCCGCUUGGAUGUCCGUAAUCGACUCAAAAUGGGUUCCUUUGACCACCGAUUUUGUUUUAGGAAACAAAAAAAGUCACAGGGUGACAUUUCGGUCGAAUAAGGCCGCUGUUGCAACACGGAGAUCUCUUUAUUGGCCAAAUACUGGGACACGCUGAGGGCAGUGUGGCACUGCCCGUUGUCGUGAUGAAGGAUCCAGCGAUGUCUGGACGCACCCUGUUGACUCGUUUUCGCAAUAUUUUGAGUACUUGGCAAUAGUAGACUUGAUUCACAGUUUUCCCCGGUGGAACGAAUUCUUUGUGGACGAUUCCAUGGCUUCGACUGGUCUCCCACUCCGCGCCUCAUCUUCCACGCUUUCACGCCCCUCCUUAAACUCUUUGUGCCAUCGAAACACCUGGGCACGACUAAGAGCACUAUCACCAUACACUCCUACAAUUUUUACGUUUCCGAAGCUGUUCCGCCCAAUCUGGCUCAAAAUUUUAUCGCGACGCGUUGCUCUUGAUUUCGUUUUUUCAUUUUCGUGACGAGCACUACAAACACACGUCUACUCAACUUGACGCAGCAGGCGAACUAAACAAGCUAGGGCGAUGGUACAUACGUAUAUAUCAAUGGAGAGGGGAAGGAUGCCGGAAAAAGAGAAAGGGAAUUUCAAUGUCACAGGUUUACCACAAGCGCGGCAAUAAAAGCAGUCUCAUUACUUAAUUGUCAAACCUCGUAGUUCUUCAUCAGCUGUUGUUCAUCGAGUGCAAUCGUUCAACUUGAGCUUUAAGCCCGGGUCCCACUAUCGGCGCAAGUAGCACAAUUUGUACCGAUUUUUAUUGGUCUACAUCGGCGCAAAGUGCCAAAACAAAAUUGAGUCAAUUUUUAGCAGUCACAUUAUCGGCGCAAAUUGUGUCAUAUUUUAUCGGCGCAUAUCGGCGUUAAACAAUCUGCUACGAUAAUCGGCGCAACGCGGUCACACUGUUGUGCUCAAUCAGCUGUUUGCAGUAAAAGUUUUUAUUUAUUUUAGAACAUGGAUUAUUUGAAGAAGAAAAAAGUUGCAGUUGCUCUGCUUACCAUUGCAACAUUAAAGCUGAAAAAGAAAAAUCAGAAACGUAAAACAAAUCCUAAACAACGUAGUAUCUGGGUGAGAAAUUGGCUGGAAAGAAGAAAUACUAAUGGUGCAUAUGAAACGACUGUACGUGAAUUUUGAGAAGUUGAUAAUCAAAAGUUUCUUUUUAAAAAUUACGUGCGAAUGAACGAAAACAAUUUUAAUGAGUUACUGCAGCUAAUUUCCCCACUGAUUAAAAAAAAAGAUACAUGUUUUCGUGAAGCUAUUCCAGCAAGUCAUCGUUUGGCCUGCACUCUCCGCUUUUUGGCCACGGGCGAUAGCUACAAAAGUCUUUCAGCUUUUUUCCGUAUUGCCCCAAACACUAUCUCAAAAUUUGUUCCUGAAGUUUGUGAUGCGAUUUACAGUCAACUUCGAAAUACUUACCUGAAGAUACCUUCAACAAAAGAAGAAUGGACUGAAGUUGCUUCGAAAUUCGAUUUAUUAUGGAACUUUCCUAACUGCAUAGGAGCAGUUGACGGCAAGCAUGUGGUCAUGAUCGCACCAGCAAAAUCAGGAAGUACGUUUUACAACUACAAAGGAACUCACAGCAUAGUGCUUAUGGCAGUUGUUGAUGCCAGUUAUAAAUAUUUGUAUAUUGACGUCGGCUGCAACGGGCGUAUUUCAGAUGGUGGUGUUUUCAGUAAAUGUUCUCUGCAGUAUGCCCUCGAUACGGAUUCUCUAAAUUUACCACCUCCUCGUCAUUUAUUAGGUCGUGAAAUGAAUGUACCUUUUGUUUUAGUGGCAGACGAUGCAUUUAAAAUGCAAAAUUAUUUGAUGAAGCCGUAUCCUGGUCGCAUUUUAUCUGGUAGCAAACGUAUUUUUAACUAUAGGUUAUCAAGGGCUAGGAGAAUAGUCGAGAACGCAUUUGGAAUCAUGAUGAAGCGCUUCGAAAUCUUUUCACGACCAAUGAAGCUGAAUCCAAAUAAAACAACGAGAGUGACGUUAGCAUGUUGCGCAUUACACAAUUUUUUAAUGACAAAAAAUAUAAGUUAUGCUACAGGAUUGGUAGAUAGCUGCACUGAGGAUGGAAAUAUUAUUAAAGGUGCACGCGUUAAUAUUUCCAUACCUACCUUUGAAAGCGCCACAGAGGAUAUAUCAAUUUCCUACAUAAGCAACGAAGCAAAAACUAUCCGUGAAGAAUUUGAAAACUAUUUCAUGUCACCAGACGGCGAAUUGCCAUGGCAGUAUAAAUUUAUAUAACAAAGCAGACACUUAACAGAAUAUAUGCACUUUUCAUAAUCUUUAAAUAAAUUGUAUUUAUUUGUAUUUAUAAUUCAACAUAUUAUGAUAAACUUUCCUCAUCUUGUUGCAA
Bactrocera dorsalis (oriental fruit fly) is the source of this 3428-nucleotide messenger RNA. RefSeq lists its product as uncharacterized. The record is from RefSeq and is a predicted model, not a curated record. The transcript has 2 exons. Bases 2261 to 3316 code for a protein of 351 amino acids. NCBI's taxonomy places the organism in Eukaryota, Metazoa, Arthropoda, Insecta, Diptera, Tephritidae.